Molecule: messenger RNA, 288 nt
Organism: Podarcis lilfordi (Lilford's wall lizard)
Lineage: Eukaryota; Metazoa; Chordata; Lepidosauria; Squamata; Lacertidae
Source: the annotation of a GenBank genome assembly
AUGGAGGCAGGGGAACCGGGGCGUCGUCAGAGUUUUCCUCACCACCUGCUGCUGCUGCUGCUGCUGCCUAAGAGGCACCACGGAGAAGAAGACAGAGCCGCCUGCCAACCCUCAAGCAGCGGCUGCGGCGGCCGCAACAACCUGCCUGAAUACCAUGGGAGGAAUGAAGGAGGCAGGUGGCGAGGAAGAAAGCACACAAGGAAGCGGGGCAGAAAAGGGGCGCAGAGAAGGAAGGAAGGGUGGACUGAGGGAGAGGAAGGAGGAGUAGGAGGAAAACGCAGCCAGUGA